Messenger RNA from Symbiodinium sp. CCMP2456, 4614 nucleotides. The record is from the annotation of a GenBank genome assembly. Lineage: Eukaryota; Dinophyceae; Suessiales; Symbiodiniaceae.
AUGCUUGUUCUGGAUUUCAACAGUCGGACAAAAGAAAGACCGCAGCGGCAGGUGGCCGGAGGCUGUGGCAAAGUGCUGGUAGUCGGCAGGUGGCCGAAGAUUCUAAGUCCAACCUGGUGCGAUGGCUUCGCUUACAGAGUCCAGGGCGGCUUUCUCGGCCCGGGCGCUACCUUGACAGGGCGAGGCAUUGACACGCUGGCUCGCGUAGCAUUUGCCGCAGUUGGGCCAGGACAGAACCCCAGUGACGCCCAAGUCCAAGCCCUCUUCGGGGGAGCCGCAACAACUGCAGGCACAGUCGCUUCUACGAGGAGGUUGAUCUUCGAGGCUCAUACUCUGCUCGUUGCCGGUUUGAAAGGCCGGGUCGAGAAAGGAGAAGAUGCUUCGGUUGGUAGCAUGAGUCACGCUGAACGUGAGAGCAGAAUGGCUCGACAGAAGGCGCAGAUUACCGGAUUGAUGCACUCUGGAGUUGAAGAGCCUUCCUACGAGUCAUACAACCUCGUCUACGCGAUGUUACAGAGGGAUGCGCUUGAUUACAUACAUCCGGAGAAAUUUACGACAAGACGACAGGAGCUUUCGUCACAGAAGCCCAACAAACAGGUUGUGCUUGACGGGAGCGGUGCUCUGAACAUCAAGGAGAAGCAGACUUCUUUGACUUGUCCAACAUCGGGGGAGCUUGAACUGGUUCAGGCUCUACGCCGCCGGGCACUGGCCUUUGAUCUGGUGGGUGUUUGCACCUACGAUACUAUGAAUAGAUAUCAUGGGGCCCUUGUGCAACGCAUGCAGGACAUGCCACCACCUAAGUACGCCAAAGUGUCUGUGCACCAGGUCUUAAGAACUGAUCCUGCUGCAUUUUUCCACUUGGCGGAACAGCUUAGGACGAUCAAGCGCCAGGCGGACGGAUCCAUUCCGUUAGAUGCUGCACUGCCUCACGUGUUGUCAGACCCAGCUGUAUCUUUUCAUCUUCUUCCGCUUGCGCUGCCUGAGGUUGAGAAGCCCCCUAAGCCAACUUGGAAUGUUCUUGACAACAGGGGAACAAAGCGGCAGCAUGAGGGUGCAGACCAGGGAAAUCCUGGCAAGGGCCGUCAAGGCUCCAAAGGAGGUGGGAACAAAGGUGGAGGCAAAGGCAAGAAUGACAAGUUGCGAGUGCCCAAGUUGUUGAUUGGUAAAUGGUACCAAACACGAGAAGGCACACUCUCUUCAGGAUCACCAGUCGUGACGGUCGCCGUCGAGGGCCCCGAGCCCUCGCAUCUUUUCGGUCUGGAGCUUUUCUGCAAUCGAGGCUUCAUCAUUUCGGGCUUGCGCCGGCUUGGCGCGAAAGAUUCCUUUGGUGUACAGGGCAAGUCGUCUAAUGCUGGCUGCCCGACUAUUCGUUUGGACUUGACUUCCGAGACGGGUCAAAGUCACGUGUGGAUCGUGUGGAGUAUUCUUCAGGAGGCCAUGGUCGUCUAUGUUCAUGAGACUCCUCCACACAAGAUGUUUUUCGCUGAUCGUUCAGCCUCUCCAGCUGUGGAGCAGCUGGUCCUUUUCAUAAGCCGAAUUUGCAAGUUAUGUGAUUCAACGGGAAUUCUCUUCAGUAUCUUGAAGCCAGUGCGGAGCCCAUUUUGGAAGCGCCCCACCUGGGUUCAAGCCGCGGCCUCUGCAUCGCUUCGCCAAGUUGAGUUUGAUUUAUGCAUGCAUGGAGGAUGCCGCAAGCAGUCCCUUGUCUUGAUGUCCAAUGUCGUGCCGUUUGACUUUCUUGAAAGUCGAUGUGACAACAAGCAUGCUCAUGAGCCUUGGCAUUCGCAUGCGCAACCAGAAAAUGUGAACGAAGCUUGGCCCCUUAGGCGAAACCUGGCUGAUUUGCUUCAUGAUUUCAUGUGUCAUUUUGGAGCAGUCCCGGAACCAUGUAAGCUUCGUGAUGCGGCCCCCUCUGUUGUGGGCGCUCGGAGCUUGACCGGUCACCAAUUGAAGAAACGUGUCCCACCUUUGGUGCCCGAGUUUCGUCAGGUCGUCUCCGUGCAAGGUCCAUGCGAGGUCUUGGCCAGCUUGUCCUUGUCCAAGUCGAAGUUGCAGGCACCGUGGUCUGUGCCAUCGUCAUGUUCUGCAAAGCCUGAGGUGUCCAGUGUCCCUGCUGGAAGCAAAGUCAUUCGCACUCAUUUUGCGCGGGGUGGUGCCGAGUGCGAUUCCGUUGUUGAGGUUUCAGCUGAGUCUCUUCUUGAGUGCUUAUCUAAAACCAAAGGAACGAGCCCCAGCCGCGGUGAGACUUGCUCGUCAUCAGUAUGUGUGACCGGUGGAGCUUUUGUGCAUGGCAGCUUCGCCGGAGUCUUGCAGGCCACAAAGCUUCAUCCCCAAGUCGUUGAGCAGAUGUGUGCGUUUGUGCGAAAGAUCGCGCCGUCUCUUGAAUUCGGUGCGGCCACUUACAAUCGUGAUGUCUUCACAGCUGUUCACAAGGACAGCCACAACGAGGCCUCGUCGUGGAACAUGGUUGUGUUGUUGAAGCCAUGUGUCGGGGGAGGGGGUGGUGUUUGGGUUGAGGAUGCUUCGGGCGAUGUCUGUAAGAACAUUAAUGGGCGAGACGUCCGUGGCAAAAUUCUUGAUCCGAGUGCAGGCCCAGUUUUCUUCGAUCCCCGGAAGUGGCAUGAGACACAGAGUUGGACAGGGCAUCGACAUGCCCUGAUUGCAUAUUUGCCUCGGAACAUGGAGUGGCUGUCUGCAGCUGACUUCGUGAAUCAAGCGCUUCGUGCGAAGCAUCCCUGCCACUUGGACAACUUGCUCCCGGAUGAACUCAAGGCAUCGAUCAAGGCAAACAUGAGCAAGGAUGCUGCUGACAUCGCGCGUGAGCGCACUGCAACGAUGAGGCGGUUCGUCAGCAUGUCCAAUGGCCUUGUCGAUGCCGAACGUGAAUUUCACGAAGGCUUUUCGGAGCAUCGACGUAAAGUCCUUGAAGGCAAGCGGUUGUUACUUUUCAAGUCCAUUCUCGAGGAGGCCGGUCAUGCAGACACGAACCUGGUGCACGACAUGAGCACUGGCUUUGAUCUGGUGGGCAAGCUUCCUGAGUCACAUGUGUUCGACCACCGGUAUCGUCCUGCACUUAAGACUGAAGAAGAGCUGCGAGCUGGGGCGCCAAGGUCUCGGGCGGCUGUUCUUGCAAUGGUCCAAAGUUCUGGUGAUCCUGUCAUCGAUGAGGGUGUCUUUGCAGCCACGCAGAAGGAGCUCGACCUUGGUUACUUGGAAGGGCCGGUGGAUCCGGAGCAGUUACCACCGGGUGCGACGCUGACGCAUCGCUUCGGUGUCAUCCAAGGCCUUGACUCUGCCGGGAAUCCCAAGGUGAGACCAAUAGACAAUUAUAAAAGUUCGGAGGUGAACAGCGUGGUAUCACAAACCGAACAGGUGCCUGUUCACACGGUCGAUGUCAUCGCUGGAACUUUGGGCUAUUGGCUUCAGGCUUGUGUCAAGGCAAAAGUGAAGAAGGAGAUGGUCAGCAAAGCUUGGGAUCUUAAGACUGCUUACAAGCAGCUGCCGUUGAGUGAUUCUGCUUUUGAACUUGACAGCUACAUAGCCGUGUUCUGUCCACGGAGCAAGAAGCCACAGGUGUACAAGCAACGAGUCCUACCUUUUGGAUCGAAGGCAAGCGUGACGGGAUUCAUCCGUUGUGCAUAUGGUUUGUGGAAGAUCGGAUGUGUCCUUCUCGCCUUGAUCUGGAGCUGCUACUUUGACGAUUUCCUCACAAGCAGUUGGGAAGAUGCAAGCAAGCACCUGGACAUAAUCGUUACAAUGGUUUUCCGACUCUUUGGAUGGAACGUGUCUUUGGACAAGCAGCUGGGCGUUGACAGCAUGUGCAAUGUGCUUGGGGUGACGCUUAAUCUUCGUGAAGCCAAGUUUGGUGUAGCAUACUUUUCGAACACAGAGAAACGUGCUGCCGAGCUGCGGGUUGUCUUGAAGGAAUACGUGACAGGUGCCGCGUCGUUGCCCAAAGGUGCCGAGCUUGCAAAGCUUCGCGGCAGGCUUCAGUUCGCUUCAGGGCAGUUGUUCGGGAGACGAGCGCGGCAUGCGCUGGGCGCUCUCACUGAGGAGCCCAGGACGAGCCCGAAGCAGAUGCGGCAAUCGAUGCAGGUGCUUCUUAACCUGUUUGAGCAUGGGCGGCCACGCCGGGUCGCUGCUACGUGGAGUUCAGUGGUCCACGUGUACGUGGACGCUUCGUUUGACUACGAUGGCUACUCUGGGAUCGGUGGCAUGGCGUAUGACUCGUCAGGCAACAUCCUCGGUUGGUUUGGCAGUGAAGUUCCUAAGCACGUUCUUGAUGCCAUCUGCACAUACGGAGGGACGGCUCACGAGACUGUCAUUUUCGAGUUGGAGGCGAUAGCAGUGCUACUUGCAUUGCGUAGUUUCGCUUCUUUCUUAAAGGGUGCCAACAUCGUAGUUUUCACUGAUAAUGAAGGCGUCCACGGUGCUUUCGUGCGGUGCAAGUCGGCCAGCGUCUAUGGCCAUCAGGUGAUUACUUGUGCUUGUGACGUCGAAGAAAGUUUGGAUUGUCUGGUAUGGUACGAGCGAAUACCAUCAAGUUCAAAUCCUUCGGAUUGCCUUUCUCGAGGCGAGGAGCUCAAGUGCACUUCAAGUCAAGUCGCGUGCAAGUGA